UCGAGACUCGUGGGAUUUUAAUAUUCCGGUAUAGAAUAAAAAAAAAAUAUAAAUGUAAAAUAAGUGAAAUAUUGUAAUAAAGAAAUAUACUUAUUUUAGUUGUAUUAUGAUUUUUGAAACACAUGGAAAAAAAAUCUUAUUUCAACAUUUAGUAGAACAGUGAAAAACGAAAGAAAAUGAAAUAGUUUCAAAUCAACAAGAACUAAAAUUAAUUAUUAAAACUGCAGUGAUAAAAAGAAAAACGGUAUUUGAGAAUUUUCAACUUUUUUAAUAAGCUGACAUUGACACAAUGAUUGAAAUUGAUAAAGUACUUGAAAAAUGUGGUGAUUUUCAUCGUUACCAGUUUAUGCUUCUGUUCCUAUUUUGUAUAAUUAAUUUACUAUCGUCAGUUCAGUAUUAUUCACAAACGAUAAUCAGUUUUAUACCAGAGCAUUGGUGUUAUCAUGAACUAUUACUUGAGCUUAAUGUAACAGAAAUAAGAAGAAUUUACGAAGGAAUUGAAAAUCCAUCUUGUGUUUCAUAUGAUAAUGUUAUGCUUGGUGAUAGACAAAAUGAAUCUGAAACCGAAAUAAUCAUAAAUAAAAGAAGUUGCACAAAAUUUAUUUAUAAUUAUGAUUUUGGUUAUCAUAGUAUGACAACUGAAUUAAAUUGGGUAUGUGAUUUAAAAUGGAAAACAACUGUUGGUCAGUCAAUGUUUUUUAUUGGAUCAGUUAUUGGAUCUUUGUUGUUUGGAAUAUUAGCUGAUAAAAUUGGUAGACUCCCUGUAUUAAUAUCAGCAAAUAUGGUUGCAAUGACUGGAAAUUUGAGUACAAUGUUUUGUUCAUCAUUUGAAUUCUUUUGUGUAUGCCGAUUUAUAGCUGGUAUGGCAACUGAUAGUAAUUUUGUAAUGAUGUAUAUAUUGGUAAUGGAAUAUAUUAGACCAUCUAUGCGUACAGCUGGUCUAAGUUUGUGUAUUGGUAUAUUUUAUUGUAUUGGAUCAGCAGUAACACCAUGGAUUGCUGUUUAUGUUGGUGAUUGGAGAAUGUUUCUAUUAGUAACUGGUAUACCAUUUCUUACAGUUCCAUUAUCAUAUUUUUUGGUAGUUGAGAGUGCACAAUGGUUGGUAACAAAAUGUCAAUAUGAUAAGGCAGUACAAUGUUUAAAACGUGUUGCAAAAUUUAAUGGUGUACAUGUUGAAGAUUACAUAUUCGAAGAGUUUAAAAUUAAUUGUACCAAAAGUAUGGCAAAUUCAACGAAAGAAGUAAAUAUGUUAAAGUUAUUUAAAACGCCAAGACUUCGUAGAAAUACAUUAAUUUUAUUUUUUAAGUCAAUGGUCCUAACCUUAUGUUAUGAUGCAAUUUCCCGCAAUGUUGAAGGACUUGGAAUAUCACCAUUUAUAAUGUUUUCAUUAAGUGCAUCAGCAAUAUUUCCAGCGUGUAUAGUUUUAAUUUUACUUCAAGACAAAAUUGGUCGAAAAGCAAUGGCAUCUAGCUCAUUAUUAAUGAGUGGAGUAUUUACAGCAGCUUCCGGUUUAAUUAUACUUUAUGGCAAAUCAAUAAAUGGCAAAUCAGAUGUUAUUCUUGUAACAACUCUAGCAAUUAUUGGACGUUUUGGUGUUACGGUUGCAUAUAACUCAGGAGCACAAUAUGCUACCGAAUUAAUACCAACUUGUGUUAGGGGGCAGGGUGUUGCAGCUGUUCAUGUUGCUGGGUUUGCCUUCACAUUCUUAAGUUCAUACAUUAUUUAUUUAAGUCAGCCAUUUCCAGCAUUAAUUCUAGGUGUCCUAUCUUUAUUUGGAGCUGGAUUAUGUUUAUUAUUACCAGAAACUUUAAAUAGGACCUUACCGUGUACUUUAGAAGCUGCUGAAGAAUUUGGUCGUGGAGAAAAUAUUUUCCAAUUUUCAUGUUUUGAAAAUAGAACAAAUAGAACAACUUCCACAGAUAACUUAGGCUGUUAAAUUUUUUUUUCUUCAAAAGUUAAUAAUUUAACUAUAAUAAAAAUGUAAAAUAUAAAGUAUUUUUCAAAUUAGAUGUGAUACAUUUUAAGUAAGUUUUUAAAGAAAAAUUUUACCAAAGACAAUUGUUAUUG
Messenger RNA from Condylostylus longicornis, 2067 nucleotides. RefSeq names its product organic cation transporter protein-like. Gene Ontology annotation, molecular function: transmembrane transporter activity. Gene Ontology annotation, cellular component: membrane. The transcript has 9 exons. Bases 290 to 1936 code for a protein of 548 amino acids. Lineage: Eukaryota; Metazoa; Arthropoda; Insecta; Diptera; Dolichopodidae. The record is from RefSeq and is a predicted model, not a curated record. Gene Ontology annotation, biological process: transmembrane transport.